AUGUCUCGUCCAGGAGUCACCCGUACCGCAUCAACCAACCUUGGCAGUGGAAAUGGAUACAGAGUGCUAGAUGGCAAGGUUGCCAUUGUCACUGGCGCCUCUAGAGGUAUCGGUGCUGCGACAUGCGAGAACCUCGCUUCCAAGGGCUGCUCUCUGAUCAUGAACUACACCUCCGACUCGUCCGAAUCUAUCACGACACAAUUGGCCGAGCGCCUCCAGAAAGAGCAUGGAAUCAAGGCCUUGCCCGUGCAAGCCGACAUGGGCACUGAAAAUGGCCCUGCACAUCUCGUCGCCACAGCACUGAACCACUUUGCCCACCCCAAGACACGCAAGCUUCAAAUCGACAUCAUCAUCAACAAUGCUGGCGUUGCAUCCAAUCGUUCAAUUGAGGACUGCGAUGCUGACGACUUUGACUUUGUCUACCGAGUCAACGUCAGAGGCCCUCUUUUCCUCAUGAAGGCUGCUUUGCCCUACUUGCCUACUGACCGCAGUGGCCGUAUUGUCAAUGUUAGCAGUGUUAGUGCUAGCUGUGGCUUCAGCCAACAAAGUGUCUAUGGAGGCUCAAAGGCUGCCGUCGAGGCCAUGACACGCACCUGGGCUCGUGAGUUGGCCGAGAGAACUACUGUCAACGCCAUCAACCCGGGCCCCGUCAUGACUGAUAUGUGGAGCGGAGUCACAAAAGAGUUCCAAGAGGGUAUUGCACCUUGGCUCAAGAACACACCUCUCGCAGCCGUCCGCCCUGGCGUUGACAGCGACGACUUGGUCAAGGGUGCCGAGGUUGCCGGAGGCCGUCCUGCAUACGAAUCCGAAACCGCGGGAGUCAUCGCUAUGCUCUGUACCCCCGAUGCUGCGUAUACUACUGGCUCUGUCAUCAGUUGUAACGGAGGUUUCAAGUUCAGCGUAUAG
Messenger RNA from Aureobasidium melanogenum CBS 110374, 906 nucleotides. RefSeq names its product NAD(P)-binding protein. The record is from RefSeq and is a predicted model, not a curated record. Gene Ontology annotation, molecular function: oxidoreductase activity, acting on the CH-OH group of donors, NAD or NADP as acceptor. NCBI's taxonomy places the organism in Eukaryota, Fungi, Ascomycota, Dothideomycetes, Dothideales, Saccotheciaceae. The transcript has 4 exons. Bases 1 to 906 code for a protein of 301 amino acids.